UUAGAGCUAUAUGCCUGGUUAGACCAGACGUUAGAAUAGUAACCUCCUCCGAACUAGUCAGAAGUUUGCACGUAUUUUUUCUCUUGCCUCUGCAUUACACCUGUCCAACCUGAAGCGUUUUCUUUCUGUUUCAAGUUAUACGGCCAACAUGCUGUGCUGUGCAAUUUAAUUGCACGCUGAAAUUAUCCGUGCGUAAAGAAGGCGUCACUUGGAGAGGUUUGUUCAUUGCUUGUAGCACCAGCUUUCAGCACCCAAACAAGAGGACAGCGACCAUAGCGCAUUAGAAAUGGAGCCUUCCACGGCACCCGAUGCUGAUCUCUCCGAUCUCUACUCCGUGAUCCCAUACAAUGUCACCUUCCCCGACGAUGCCAUGGGGUUCGUGCCCGCUGGAAACUAUUCGGAGCCGAACCCAACCAGAAGUCCUGCGGGAAUCAUAAUAGCCAUCUCCAUAACGGCUCUCUACUCCGUCAUCUGUGUGGUGGGACUGCUCGGAAAUAUACUCGUUAUGUAUGGUGUAGUAAGGUACACUAAAAUGAAAACGGCCACCAACAUCUACAUUUUCAACCUGGCUCUGGCCGACGCCCUGGCCACCAGCACACUCCCCUUCCAGAGCGCCAAGUACCUGAUGAACACCUGGCCGUUCGGCGAGCCGCUCUGCAAGGUGGUGAUCGCCAUCGACUACUACAACAUGUUCACCAGCAUCUUCACCCUGACCAUGAUGAGUGUGGACCGCUACAUCGCCGUGUGCCACCCGGUGCGAGCGCUCGAGUUCCGCACGCCCGCCAAGGCCAAAAUCAUCAACGUGUGCAUCUGGAUCCUCUCAUCUGCCGUCGGCGUGCCCAUCAUGAUCAUGGCCGUAACCAAGGUGACAGACAACGGGAAGAUCGUCUGCACUCUGAAGUUCCCAGACCCUGACUGGUACUGGGACACGGUGACCAAGAUCUGCGUGUUCAUCUUCGCCUUCGUGGUGCCCGUCCUCGUCAUCACCAUCUGCUACGGCCUGAUGAUCCUGCGUCUGCGGAGCGUGCGCCUGCUCUCCGGUUCUAAGGAGAAGGACCGGAACAUGCGUCGGAUCACGCGCAUGGUCCUGGUGAUUGUGGCGGCCUUCAUCAUCUGCUGGACGCCCAUCCACAUCUUCAUCAUCGUCAAGACACUGGUGGAGAUCGAUCAGCGGAACCCCUUCAUCAUCGCUAGUUGGCACCUGUGCAUCGCGCUGGGCUACACCAACAGUAGCCUUAACCCGGUGCUUUACGCCUUCCUGGACGAGAACUUUAAGCGCUGUUUCCGCGACUUCUGCCUGCCGUUCCGUACCCGCGUGGAGCGCAGCAGCCUGACCCAUGCUCGGAACAACAUCAACGCCAACAACCGCGAGCCCGUGUCUGUCUGCGCCCCCUCGGAAGUGGGCGGGAAGAAGCCGGUAUGACUAGGCCUGGACCGGAUCCCCUAUGGCUCGCGCUCCAGGAGGGUCCAACAAGACUUGCAGUCAGAGGUCACCCAGAUCUCCACCACUGAGUUCUAGUGAUUCGCCACCUUGAGGGGAUGAUGUGAAGCUGUACAUCCGCUGCGUCAUUGUUCUCGCCAUCCUGAAAUGUGCUGAGUCAUGCCUGUGGCCAUCAAAUAUCUGCUGAGUCAUUCUACCUAACAAAUGAGUGUGAGUAUAUAUGCCAACUUGAUCAUGACUUCAUGGAUGAAGAACAACAUAGCCAAUCAUAAGACUUUUACAUGUCUCUCAAGGAGACAGAGGAAUAGAAACAGAGGGUCUUUUCGAUGGACUGUGACAGAGAACCCUUUCAUUUAGUUAUCUGUUGUGAAUUCUAACAAAGGAAUGAUGUUAGUGUGGACUUUCUCAGAGUAGUGCUAUAGUGCCAGUGUUUGGAACAGUGACUGCUUUUCUACAUUUUGUGAGACAUUACUAGAUGACGCAGUUCUGCCUUUUUUCACCAUAGAUAUCUCAUUCAGUGUCUUAUUCAGCGGCCACUCUAGCAUACCUGUGAAUGAAGUAUUCAAAACAGGACAAGAUCAAUUCAUGGGCCAUCUACAGUAUGUUUAGCUUAAAGGACAAUACCUCUGUAGACAUAAUAGACAGAAAUUCACAAAAGAAACCAGAAGACCAACAAGACAGAACGAAUCUAUAAAUCGGAGAAGCCGAGAAUGGACUUUGAUAGGCUUCCUGUCACAGUCAGUGGUUAUCAAAAGUUCAAGAGCUCCUUUGAGCACAGUGGACUCCUUGGACACUAAGCCAGAAGCGACUGACAGCGACUGAUGGAAUGCCUUGUCGGAAAGUCUCUAUGACAUGGCAGGCUUCAGUCCCAAAGGAAAGAUCCUCUGCUCUUGUCCGACAUUAUACUUCAAAGGCUGCACAAGCAGGAGCAAUUUUGGGCCCUUCCGUUCCCCUUCUACUUACGAAGCACUGAAGCGUGAGGCAAAAUAGCAGGGGAUCCUUUGUGACAGCCACAUUAUAGGUGCAGCCCUCCUGCGCUCAGUCAAGUAUAAACCCUAAACGCUGCCACACAUCUUUUCACAGGAGAUGAAUUGGGUGUGUGGGUGUGAGGGCAGCUUCUCUUGCACUUAUCCGCAGGGGAAUCAGACAGAAGUAUCCCAAAAUGUCCUUAUUCUCUCUCUCUCUCUCUCUCUCUCUCUCUCUUUCUCUGCCUCUCUCAUUCUCUCAUUCACUAACUCCAACACAAUAAGUGUGAAGAGACACUGCUGGGCUAAUCAUUGCCGAUUCUUCUGCUUCAACUGUGAUGAUUGACAAACAAAAACAAGGAAUGUGGCUUUUAAACACCUCCCAAUAAACAGUGUGGUAUCACCUGACCUGUCUCUCACCUAAUGUAGGGUCCUUGUAGGAUACUACACAUCAUGAAAAACAUUUUUUAAAGGAAGGAAUGCUGAAUUGUCAAUGCCACAAAACCUGGAGCGAUUUGAGCGAUUGAAUAUUCAGAUAUGGACCUUGAAUGGACCUUGAAUUCCUCAAAGGUUUGAAGAUGAACCAUAAUGAAUUUUUAUUAUAAGAACUAAAUAUUAUUGCUCUUCUGACAUUCAAGGUUUAAAUGGAACAUUCAACCAUGUGUAUCAUUCACAAACUAAUACUGAAUUUUCUCAUCAGAAUUAACUGAGCAUUAAGGCUUCUUUUAGAACUCUUAUAGACAGGCAUAUAACCAUAGCCAAUCCUCUUAGUAAGAAUGUCCAUGUCUGUGUGUCACAAUGAAUCUGUAGCACCAGUGGUCAGGGGUGAAGCGAGGUCUGGCAUCAGGUCAGUUACGGCACCUUCAGCCGCAUCAAUCAUCAGCUACAGCCAUCAACAGCUACGGAGCUGCCGCCUGUCGCCAGAGGAAGCUUUUCAAGAACACUGCUCUCAUCUGCAUAAUUCACUACGCAGAUCAAUAACUUUAAAUUAAUGUUCAUAUAUCUUAAGAUGAAAAAAAAAAAGUCAAACUGAUCACAUCAAGUGUGCUCAGCUGUCAACCUGAACGUGCAUGGGUUGAUGUUGAAUAGCAGACCACGAGAGGGUUUUCUGUGUGUUUUCUAGGAGCAGCAUAUCUGGGUGUA
This is a messenger RNA of Alosa sapidissima (American shad), 3549 nucleotides long. RefSeq names its product opioid receptor, delta 1a (gene oprd1a). Gene Ontology annotation, biological process: G protein-coupled opioid receptor signaling pathway; neuropeptide signaling pathway. Gene Ontology annotation, cellular component: membrane; neuron projection. NCBI's taxonomy places the organism in Eukaryota, Metazoa, Chordata, Actinopteri, Clupeiformes, Clupeidae. Gene Ontology annotation, molecular function: neuropeptide binding; G protein-coupled enkephalin receptor activity. The transcript has 3 exons. The record is from RefSeq and is a predicted model, not a curated record. The coding region runs from base 287 to 1423 and encodes 378 amino acids.